CCCUGGCAGGAAGGGCCCCUCUUCUGGACAUCAUUAAAAGCGCAUGCCCUUAUUUCGCAUCCAUUGGCAAAUGGUGGCAAGAUUCAGGGCUCCUACCCUGAAGCCAAGGAGAAUCCAUCGCAGUGGAAAGAUUUUUGGCUUUGAAGGUCCAAAUCGAAAUUAAAGACCUAUACGGAAUAAGAAACCAGAAGAACAUUGGAUGGAUACAGGGGUGAGACCAGAGACCAAAAAAAAAAAAAAGCACAGCAGGUAAGAUCUGGGGCCUGCUGCCAAGGGCGAAGUGCGCUGCAGAGAUGGUGCAGCAAGGGGGGACAAUAUCUUAGAACCUGAAAGCCUGCCGCCUUGAGCCUUCCCUGAAGUGCUUAAACUUGUCACCUUCUAUCAGCUUACAGAAGAGGUACGUUGCCCUGGCCUUCCCUCUUCCUGCUAAUAAUUCUUUUUAGUUUGGUUAUAAAUACUAAUGUCUCCCCGCGCUUGGUGAUGAAGCACGGCAAGAGUCAAGGCCAUUAAAGAGCCCCAUUCGCAGCUAUGCCAUUCCUGCAAGAAAAUCGAUGAAAUAGACACUGAGUGAUGGCCACCUAUCCAGAGAGCUGCUUGGAUGCUACAAUGCUGAACUUCGUAGCAGAUCUCUCUCUGGCCUCUCCCAGACACCCUCUUCUCUGCGAGUUCCCACCUGGGGUCCCUUUUGGGGACCGAACACUGGGGUUCAGAGAGGGAAGACCUAGGAGGCUGUCGCAGUUUGAUGAAAGAUAUCAGGAAGUAGAGGGGAGCGAAGUGGACUAUGAGGACCCAGAAGAGGAGGAAGAGGAGGGAGAGGGACGCGGCAGAGUAGCAUCCUUGCUGGGCCGCCCCAAAAGAAAAAGAGUCAUCACUUAUGCCCAGCGCCAGGCUGCCAACAUUCGCGAGAGGAAGAGGAUGUUCAACCUAAACGAAGCCUUCGACCAGCUGCGCCGGAAGGUGCCCACCUUUGCUUAUGAGAAGAGGCUGUCCAGGAUCGAGACCCUCCGCUUGGCCAUCGUCUACAUUUCCUUCAUGACCGAGCUCCUGCAGAGCAAGGAGGAAAAGGAGGCCAGCUGAGCAGGGAGGGGCGAGCCGAAGAAACACCCAUCCCCGCUCCACCGCCUUAUCUUGUUUGGUGGGGUGUGUUUGAAAGGCAGAGGGACCGCUGGCCUUCUGAGCCUGGGUUUGAGAUGGUAAAAUCCCCACUCGUGGAAGCUCUACAGUGAAUAAAUUGGGGAUCGGGCACAAUAAGGGUCAAGCUGGGCAGGUUGGGAGCUCCCGCGAUCAAGGAUUUAGGGGAUGAAGAGCUUCUUGCAUGGAGCGGGUGGGAAACUGGUCCCCCCCUCCAAGGACCUUUGCUGAGCUUCUCUAAAGUCUAAUCUCUCCUCCUUGCUCCUUUCAAAAGUAGAAAUAAGAAAACAGAACGUUUUCUCUCGCACGAUUAGUUGCUGCCCCAUCGCCAUCUCCAGCAGGGGCUUCACUCGAGCAAGUGCAGUUGGAUUUCCACAAGACCUAAGAUCUCUCAGUUAAAUUGAACCAUCACUGUGCCAUCUUGAAUAUUCCUUCUUCCCAUCAUUGAAAACAGCAGGAUACUAGAAUUCCUAAAAAGGACUGAUGGCUACAUAUAAGCACCACAUCACUUUGAAAGAUAUUGCCGUCAAAGAUCAAAAGCACCUUAACAUGGUCUGUGGAUGAUAAAUUAUACAAAAGGCUGGCAUGGUCUGGCUCCCUCAAAGGCCACAUUUUACAACCUUCUAUUCAGGGCUCUGUGAAGGAGAUUUCCACCUGCAACCAGCGAAUGUAAAUGACCUCAAUGCAGCUGUUAUGGACAGGGUUUUCUGUUUUAUGAUUUCCAGUCUUCAAAAGGGGAAAAAAUGCCUAUGAGGAUAUGGAAAUGGAUCAAACAACUGGUGAAG
Mastomys coucha (southern multimammate mouse) is the source of this 1916-nucleotide messenger RNA. It is a transcript of the gene Ferd3l, whose product is annotated as Fer3 like bHLH transcription factor. Gene Ontology annotation, biological process: developmental process; regulation of transcription by RNA polymerase II. The transcript is spliced from 2 exons. Gene Ontology annotation, molecular function: protein dimerization activity; DNA-binding transcription factor activity, RNA polymerase II-specific; RNA polymerase II transcription regulatory region sequence-specific DNA binding. Lineage: Eukaryota; Metazoa; Chordata; Mammalia; Rodentia; Muridae. The record is from RefSeq and is a predicted model, not a curated record. Bases 571 to 1077 code for a protein of 168 amino acids.